This is a messenger RNA of Chara braunii, 6382 nucleotides long. The record is from the annotation of a GenBank genome assembly. NCBI's taxonomy places the organism in Eukaryota, Viridiplantae, Streptophyta, Charophyceae, Charales, Characeae.
UGGGGGGGAGGACGAGAAUCUGAAGGCGUAGAAGAAAUGCUGCGUGUACAAGUACAUCCGCGUGGGGCAGAGUCUCGGCGAGAGAUUCCGCGGCAAUCGCAUGUUGAAGUGCGUUUUCUGCGGCCACGAGUUCCAGGUCAACCAGUUCGUGGCGGCGCGCCAUUUCCGCCAAGGCAAGGGAUGUUCGGAGGUGACCGACGAGGCACUUGUCGACAUCCACUACAAUAGUGAGUACAAGAUGUCCGACAAGUUCCUACAGCGGAUCCAGCAGUUUGAGGAGCUUCACGGUCCGGCGCCUGCGAUGGAUCCACGACGGGACGAGGGGGGGGAGGGAGAGAUGAGCGAGCGGGGGGGCAGCAGGGCCUACUUUGCGUCGGCGCACGUGUCGGUUCGUACACGGGAAGGUGCGGACACGGCUGAGGCGGGUCCGUCUACGGGGAAGAUGAACGAGAGAGAGGAGGGGGCCAGACCGACGGCAGCACAGAAGAGGAUGAGACAAAACACGAUCAUGGAGUCAUUCUCUUCAAAGUGGCAGAUGGAGUUCAAGAAGAAGUGGCUGCGGUUUGUGUACAGUCAGCGCCUGGCGUUCAACGUCUUCCCGAGCGAGCCGUGGUCACGGUUGGACGUCGUCCGACACUUCAGGGAUUUGCCGGGGCCGGUGAAGUUGUUGUGGCCUUCAGAGAAUGAGAUCUCGGACAUAGAGACCAUUGUCCACAUGGCGGACAAGGUGGGAGCUGAUCUCACGGAGGUCAGGGCUCCUUUCUAUGUCACGCGGGCCACCAUCAUGUCAGACGGAAGGAAGUCACGCGAUGCUAGACCCAUCGUUAACUUCCUUGCCGGCGGGUCGCGUGGGGUGAUGCUCGCCCGGACAAUGAACAGGGAGGGUGAGCGGGAUCGGGCGCCUGAUGUGUUGGCGCGUUGGAUCAAGGUGUUCGAUGACUUUCCCCCUAAGUGGGUGAAUGCCAUCUGCACCGACUCCGCCUCGGCGUGCGUCGCCGCGGCGAACAUGCUCCAGGGGCCCGAGCAGAGGCCAGAGCAUCGACGGAUUACGCGGCUCCCAUGCGCAGUGCAUGUCUGCAACAAGAUGUUGUCAGACAUUGGCUGUUCGGGCGCGUGGUCCAAGGACAUCGUCGUGAGGGGGAGAGUGGUGGUGCGCUUCAUUAAGGAGCACGACGCCGCUCUCCAUAUUUUCCGGGGGGAGAGCAGACAGAUGGGCCUCAUUUAUCCUUGCGAGACACGUUUCACAUCCGUGUUCGCGAUGGUCGAGCGUUCGCUGGCAGUGAGGUCAGCAUUGGAGAGGACAGUGGAUGGCGAUACUUGGGACGCGAGCUUGGUGAGGGAGGCGGAGACUUACAUCUUGUCGCAGAUAGGGUUCAGUGUGGCGAGCCGCGACUACGAGACCGCAUGUGCGCAGUUGCGCGACUUCCACACACGGAGGAGGACGAUUGCUUGGGGGGGGAGGGACGGAGACAGAGAUGCACAGAGGUGCACGGGCGAUGCGGAAACGUACGAGUCCGGGUGUUGGUGGUCGAGGUACGGGCAGUGCGCCCCCCAGUUGCAGGUUAUCGCUCUUCGUGUGGUGUACAUGUGGACGUGCUCCUCUCUUGCGGAGAGGAAUUGGGUCGUCCACGAGGGUGUACAGACGAAGAAGCGUAACCGGCUUGAGUUCGAAAAGGUCGCGAAGUUGGUUGAGAUCUCAGCCAACGUCCGCCUUCUCUCUCAUCAGCGGGCAGGCUGCGGGUUCGCACUGCUGUGGACUUUGGGUGAGUCGUUGUUGGACGUGGAGGGAGGUAUCGGGAUUCGCCCCUCGUGGAAGGGGACGGACGAGAGCAGCACGCGGGAGGAGCUCGAGGAGCAGAGACGUUCUUGGCAGCGAGACCCAUGUGGGUCGAGAGCUCCUCCAGGUGAUGUGGGCGAUGUUUUCGGGACUCAAGCCGCCACAUUGCACCCGUACCCUCAAGACGACAAUGAUUCUGAGGGUGACGAGGACGAGCCGGCGGGCCCCGCUACCGCUGCUCCUGCGGCAGAUGAGCGUGAUGCGUGGAGCGACCCAGAGGACGUCCGGAGACGGAGUGGCGGAGAUGACCUUUUCGUUGGAGUUGAUUUGGAGGAGGAGUGUGGGGGUCGUCAUGAGAGCCCUCUACAGCGUCAGCGGACUACGUCCGCUGACCCACGAUCCUUGGAGCGAGAGAGAGGUACUGCGUCUGCACCUUCGAGGGGGGCAGAGUCGGGGAUUGGCCAUCGUCCUGUGCGUGUUCGUACUAGCACGACAUCAUUCACCGCUCUUCCCACAUCGACGGAGCAGCUUCGUCGACAACCAGUCGAGGAUGAUCGAUUGCAAAGAUUGGUGAGGGGCCCGAGACACCGAUUGCAGGACAGAUUAGAGGCCGGUUCUUCCUUGGUGCAGGGGGACGACGGAGAUAGACAGGGGUUGGCUGGUAGAGAUGGUGGUGCGUUGGCCGGAGGUGGAGGCGGUGAAGAGGUUGCUACGGCGGUUGAGGCGCACGAGAUUCGGAGUGUCGAGGAUGAGAGGAUACCGAUGACGGGGGGCGGAGCCGGUUUCAGUGAGUUUGGUGACUUGGGUAUGCCCCCGGGAGAGAGCGUGGGUCUGGCCCGAGGAGAGAGCGAGUCCCUUGGGGACAUCAGUGUGGGUAUGCAGGAGUUGUUGGGACAAAUCAGCUUGGCGGACCCGAGUAGUUUCUCCCCUGCUAUGCGAGCAGAGGUGAUGUUGGGGGCAGAGGGGGAUGAGGACCGGACACCCCCUGGAGAGACAUCUGCAGAGAGGCUGGAUACGCUUGAUAGUCGUCGAGCUGGCCUCAUGGCACAGAGGGACCCCAGGACGCAGGAGCUCGCCCGUCAUGCGGCCGAGGAGCGACAGAGGCAGCUGGGGACAUUUGCGUCGGCGUCCGUUAACGUAGCGCCAGCUGUCCACACGGAUCCUCCGGCAGAGGUUCACGACACGCCGCAGCCGGAGGCGGCUUCAGCAGAGGUUUUGAGUUUGGGACUAGAUGUUCGCCAGGGGACGCACGAGAUCGGAUUGGCACCGAUAGAGGAGCCACGUUCGGAGCCGGCGCAGCCUCCUGCCGUCCAGGUGAGGCCCGAGGAGACGUUGCAUGAGGUCACGGACGUCCCUCAGACUACUCUGCCCAUGGGUUCAGUUUCGGGUGCCGUGCAGAUGUCCCCGGGUCUGGAGGACAUACAGACGGGGCAGUCAGUGGGCGUUGAUGAUAUUCGCCCAUCGGCACAGGCGGAGGGGAUAGCAGCGACCACUGGGGGGGAGUGGGCCGUAGCGGGGGCCGUUGGUGUUGGCGAGGUGGGGGUGCUUGCUCAGGCUGAUCCGAUAUCCACGUCUGGCGGGGGAGAUUGCGCACAGUUCGAGAGCCUCCCUUUUGGUUUUAUGACCGCUGAGGAGUUGGAGGAGCACGGCAGGAGGGAUUUGACGGAGAUCGACCAGCGCAUUUUGAGGUCAGUCCCGGAGGAGGGGAAGCUGCCUCACAUGCAGGACUUAUCUUGGGGGCCAGCCAGCCCUAGCUUACCUUCUGGAUGUUCUAUCGCAACACCAUCUGGCUGGGCUGCAGGGGGCUUACCUUUUGGAGGUUCCGUCGCAGCGGCAUCUGGCGGGGCCGCAGGGGACUUACCUUCUAGCGGUUCGGUCGCAGCGCCAUCUGGAGGCGCCGCAGGGCCUUCGUCACCCUUGACCGCAACUCCGAGGGAGGGCGGCAGUCUCUCCCCGAGGUCGGUUGCCCGUAGACGGAGAGAUACUGCCCAGCGUGCGCGGGAGUUGCUGGACACCAUGUCAUUCGAUCGCACUGAUCGACCAUGGAGCGAGACGAGACGGGUAACGACGGCUAGUGUCGGUCGUCAGCCAGGUUUGAGAGGGGCUUCCACGGGCGUGAGACGUCGAGAUGUUGUAGCUUCAGGGUUUGGUGGAAAAGGCGGUGGCGGCGGUGGCAGCGGUGGCCAGGGCGACGACACACGUGAGGGUGCAGGCGGUGCCGGAGCGAGCGCAGUGGAUCCGCCCUUGACGUACGGUUUGAGAGAGGCGUCGAUUAUUUUGCAGGAGCCUGGAGUUGUUACACGACCGAGGCAGGAGAGACACGUGCCCUUAGAUCGACGCCAGGAGGGGGAGACUUCAGGGACAGACGGUCUACCGAUGGCACGCAAGUCACGACGACGUGAUGACCUAGCAGCCCCAGCUGUAGGCAGGACGUUGAGAGGCAGAAGACUCAUUAUGGACGACGACCCCGACGAGCGUCCCGUCGUUCCCGAGCCUUCCGCUGGCAGACGCGGCGACCAGCGACGAUCGAUCGUCCUCCGAAAUACAGGAGGAAAGCCCUACACUGUGCGCAUGCGAUUGACCCUUCGCACUACUAUUAACGUGGUUCUCCGGGUUUCGCCGAUGAUGGCAGGGACUCUCCGCAUGAUCUCCUGGGACAAACCCGCAGAAGGGAAGCCAUCAACUGAUGAUGCGGAAAGCAGUGACGAAGAUGAUCCGGAGAUCUUGAAAUUGGCAUGGAGGACCAACGUGGCAAGAGAUCUUCUGGGAUUCGUCUUUGGAGCCAUGGAUCGGGGAAACCGAUCACAGAUCAUGCGCGAACUUACGAUCGUGAUCGCGCGAUUGGCCGAUGAACUCCCUCUCGACAUCGUCUCUCAGAGCGACGAAGAACCCGUGCCACAUACCCUCUCGAGGACUCUCGCCCUAAGCCUCCAGUGGUCGGCUUGUAUCGAGGAGCGCUGGGCGGACGACCGUUUUCCCUCCCGUAGCGAGUACCUAGACGUCCACAGCCUGACUAAUCUCCGCUUCUUUCGGCAACCAACGACGUUCGAGUGGGCGGCGCUGAGAGCAGAAAAGGAGGCCGAAGAUGAAUCAGAAGGAGAAUUGAGAAGAGAGGUCGGGGAAGCAGCGGCCCGAUUGGCCGAGGACGUGGAAGAAGAGCGCGAAGCAGAAGAAGAGUCGGCGGAAGCUGAAGAAGAAGAAGAAGAAGAAGAAGAAGCAGAGGAGGAGACUUCGGAGGAAGAUGAAGAGGCCUAUAGCGAGUACAGCGAGGGCGAGCAAAGUGAGGAGGAGGACGAAGACGACGAAGAAGUGGAAAGCGAGGACAACCAGGAGCCAACGCACGACGAGCUCGAGUGGGUGCCAGGACUGGAUCGGCAAGAGGAGAACUCGGAGGCUGCUGCGCAGUGCAAGAAAGAGAUCGUGGAAGGAAAGCGGCUGGCGAUCGAUCCCACACUGAACAAUCCUUUCAAGGAUCCCGAGCCGCCCAAGCCGGAACAUGGAGACCUUUCUGCCACAACCUCAGGAGCCGCGACGACAAGGCGCCGAUCCCGAUCCCGAUCCACGUCCCUCUCCGCCUCCGCCCGUCCCCCAAUUCAUCAACGUGUCUUUAGCAGCAGUUCCGCAAAGGUUAUUCCUCUUGACAGCCCAGUCGUGUUAUUAAACCCCGCGGCAGGGUAUCAGCCCGGUGACGUGGUCGCUAUUCGAGUUCCAUUACUCCAGCUUGAUAAUUUCAACGAUGAAGGGUGGGCUUCCCCCAACAGACAAUAUGCAAUGAUGGUACUGAUGCUGCCGUACGACACGCCAAGGAGAUGGCUGCCAAACGAGCUGGAGCUCGUCGAGGCCGUUGCGGAUCAGGUGGCAGUGGCAUUGUCGCACGCAGCAAUUCUUGAAGAGUCUAUACGAGGACGGCGCCAACUUGAGGAGCAGAACAAGGCACUCGACACUGCAAGGAGAGAGGCAGAGGCCGCCAUCCAGGCACGAAAUGACUUCCUCGCAGUAAUGAAUCAUGAAAUGCGAACGCCUAUGCAUGCAAUAAUAGCUCUGGCUAGCUUGCUCCAGGAGACAGGGGAUCUGUCGCAGGAGCAGCGAGGCAUGGUGGAGACCAUCCUCCGCAGUAGCAAUCUGCUAGCCAACCUCAUCAACGAUGUAUUAGACCUCUCAAGGUUAGAGGACGGAAGUCUACAGCUUGACAAAAGGGUUUUUAACAUGCAGAACGUCUUCAAAGAGGUCGUCACACUCACGAAGCCAAUGGCGAUGAAAAAGAAGUUGAGCUUGAGCUUAAGCAUGGCAAGCGAUCUACCACCGUCGGCUAUUGGAGACGACAAGAGGUUAAUGCAGACGACUCUGAACAUUGUGGGGAAUGCAGUGAAGUUCACGAAGGAGGGUAGCGUGUCGAUUGGAGUUUCGCUGGAGAGGCCAGAGAACUGGAGGGAAAUAAACCACCCUGAGUUUGAGUUCAUAUGGGAUGACAAAAGCUUCUAUGUCCGGGUACAGGAUGAUUCAUAUAUGAGAAUUGACUAAACUCAUUCUCGGUGAACUUUUAUGAAUAAGAAAUAAUGUGUGCGGGUCAGAAUGAGUCAAAUUAAAUGAACAUAACGACGUGCU